AUGAUGUGCGAUCUCUUCUUGGUGCUCGACGAGUACAAGCCCAAGGUGCUCGUCAACACUUUCGAUGCGCUGGAGCCCAGCACGCUCCACGCAGUCGCGCAGUUCGAGGUCGUCGCUGUCGGGCCGGUGGUGCCGGACGAGGCAUCUCUAUCGAGCACGGACCUAUUCCGGCGCGACGACGGGAAGGGGUACAUGGAGUGGCUGGACACGAAGCCAGCACGGUCCAUGGUCUGGAUCCUAACAUACGUCUCGUUUGGGAGCUUCCUUUCGAUGAGCAAGCGACAGGAGGAGGAGGCGAGGCGCGGCCUGGAGGCGACCGGCCGGUCGUACCUGUGGGUGGCGUGCAAGGGUGCCGGUGAAUGCGCGACUUUGGACGGCGGCGACGACGAUGUAGUGCGCGCGCAAGGGGUGGUGGUUGAGUGGUGCGACCAGGUGAAGGUGCUAUCGCACCCGGCGAUGCGCUGCUUCGUGACGCACUGCGGGUGGAACUUGACGCUGGAGGGCGUCACGAGCGGCGUGUCGAUGGUGGUCGUGCCGCAGUGGAUGGACCAGCCGACGGUGGUGUGGCUGGUGGAGGCGCGCAUGGGCGUCGGCGUGCGCACCCGGGUGGACGGCGAGGGCGCGGUGGACCGAGACGAGCUGCAGCGGUGCGUGGAGACGAUCAUGGGCGACGGGAAGGCCGCAUUGGGGAUCCAGGCUCAGGCGGACCUCUGGAGGGGGCGGGACGUCGGAGAGGAACUUAUGGUGCGCCAUUAG
Messenger RNA from Triticum aestivum (bread wheat), 756 nucleotides. RefSeq names its product crocetin glucosyltransferase, chloroplastic-like. Bases 1 to 756 code for a protein of 251 amino acids. Gene Ontology annotation, molecular function: quercetin 7-O-glucosyltransferase activity; quercetin 3-O-glucosyltransferase activity. The record is from RefSeq and is a predicted model, not a curated record. The transcript has 3 exons. Lineage: Eukaryota; Viridiplantae; Streptophyta; Magnoliopsida; Poales; Poaceae.